Panonychus citri (citrus red mite) is the source of this 3755-nucleotide messenger RNA. RefSeq names its product calpain-8-like. Gene Ontology annotation, cellular component: cytoplasm. Gene Ontology annotation, biological process: proteolysis. Lineage: Eukaryota; Metazoa; Arthropoda; Arachnida; Trombidiformes; Tetranychidae. The record is from RefSeq and is a predicted model, not a curated record. Gene Ontology annotation, molecular function: calcium-dependent cysteine-type endopeptidase activity. Bases 300 to 3635 code for a protein of 1111 amino acids. The transcript is spliced from 5 exons.
UCAUCAUCAUCAUCAUCAUUCAACCUUCCCAAUAAACAAUUGGCUCCCUGAGUGAGUCUCUCAUCCUCCAAGUGAGAAGAAAAAAGUAAAAAAAAAGUCACUCAAAUGAAUCUCUCACUCGCAAGACAAGUUUCAAUUGUUGUAGUUACAACUUUUUUCACAAUCAACUGUAGUUUUCUUGUUUACUAUGAUUCCAAGUAAAUCUUCAACUUUGAUUUAGUUGUGAUUAAUUGCGACAAUUUUGAUUACCUUACCAUUGUGAUUUACCUUUAAUUGUGUCUCGGAAAACCUUUUCGUCAAUGGGUUUCACAAGGAAUAUCAAUAAUCAACAACGAAAUCAUCACUAUCAUCAUAACCAUAAUCAUAAUCACAAUCAAUUACAUAAUCAAGCAAAUACUUCACAUGCAAGUAAAUCAAUUGGUGGAUCAUCAAAUGUUCAUCAUCAUGUUAAUCAUUUACCUCAACGAAAACCAUUUACCAAUCCAGUUAACGGAGGUUUAAGAAUCAAUGGAAAUCAAUCUUCACAUGUAUCAACUAAUCAGAUUAAUUCUUGUGCUAAUUCAGUUCCAAAUGUUUCAUCAUCAUCAUCAUCUCCACGUGAGAAUCAAGUAAAUCAACAGGUUAAUCCAUCAACUAAUGGUAAUAAUAAUAAUAAUAAUCAUCACCAUCCAAUCGGUUCAACAGCGACAGGAAAAGUUAAUCAUCAGCAACAAUCAGCAUCAACCAACAGCGCGAAUCAAAAUGUAAAUGGUCAUCAUCCUAAUCCAUCAUCAUCUUCAUCUUCAUCGACAACAUCAUCGACCAAUUAUUCGUACCUUCGUCGACUUUGCCGUGAAAGAGGAAUACUUUUCGAAGAUGCAACUUUCUCUCCAGGUAAUAGAUCACUUUUCGGUAAGAAAGAUGUACCUUCAUCAUCUUCAUGUAAUUUUCUGUCCAAAAUUUCAUCAUCCAUUGUUUGGAUGCGUCCAUAUGAGAUUUGCUCUCGUCCAAAGUUUAUUUCCGCCUCCCCAUCAAUGGAAGGUGGAACCACCUCAGCCUCACCUAUUGGACGUUUUGACGUUGAACAGGGUGAGGCCAUAAUAGCGAUAACCGCUUGUUCUAGUAACAAAAGUUCAUCUUCAUCUCCAUCAUCUCUUUUACUUCCAACUUUAUCUUCCUCAUCAAACUCUAAUCACCAUCACCACCAUCAUCAUCAUCACCAUCAUCAUAUUAAUAACGGAAAUGGUGGUGGGGGCGGUGGUGGAGGAGGAGGAGUAGGAAAUGGUAAUAUAAAUGGUCUUAACGGACACUCUGGUCUCUCAGGCGGAAUCAUUGGAAAUUCAAAUUCUUCUCCAUCUUCAUCAUCCUCAUCAAACAAUUAUCUUUCUUCAAAAACAACUUGCUCAUCUCUCCUUUCGGCCAUUUCCUGUCUCACCUUGACUCCAUCGCUUCUUGAUCGAGUUGUACCUUCCGAUCAAUCCUUUUCACCGACAAAUUAUUCGGGAAUAUUUAGAUUUAGAUUCUGGAGAUUUGGUGAUUGGACUGAGGUAAUUAUUGACGAUCGACUACCAACUUAUAAAGGUCGACUUCUUUUCCUCCGUUCAGCUGAUCCAACUGAAUUUUGGGUUCCACUUUUAGAAAAAGCUUAUUCCAAAAUGUAUGGUUCAUAUGAUUACUAUUUGAAAAACUGUUUCACCGCUCAAACAUUACAAGAUUUGACCGGUGGGAUCGCCCAAUCGUUUACAGUUCCUCAUCAUGAUGGACACAUAAUCUAUCAGAUGAUUAGCUCAGCCGUUCCCAGAUCAACUCUUCUUUCAGCUUGUAUCUCAUCUAUUCCUCCUUCAGAAGCUCCUGCAUCACUUUUAUCUUUAUCGGGUGGAGGGUCAGGGUCAACACCUUUCACCCCGUUUAGUUCAUCUUAUUUAUCUUCAGGUCUUUCCGUUGCAAUGAAUAAACUUCAACCUGCUCGACUUCGUAAUGGACUAAUAACCAGACAAGCCUAUUCGAUAACAGGAUUAGCAAGGGUUAGAACACAAUCAAGAGGUGGUCUAUCAAAUCACAAUCAUAUCCAUCAUCAUGCUCAUCACCAUGCUCAUCAUCAUCCAUCUCAUUUGCAUCAUAAUCAUCAUGCUUAUGGAACUGGGCACAUUAAUCAAAUGACAACAGGAAAUGUUCCCAAUGGAGGGUUUCCAAUGACCUCUGGAUCGGCAAGUAGCCUUGAGGUUGUUUUAAUUAGACUGAAAAAUGCUUGGGGUAAAGGUGAAUGGAAUGGCCCUUGGUCGGAAAGGUCAUGGGAAUGGGAUACACUUUCUGAUCGUGAUAAAGAAGAGCUCUCAGCUCGGUGUAGAGAUGACGGUGAAUUCUGGAUGUCAUUUGAUGAUUUUCUAAGAUUCUUUACUCACCUUGAUUUAGUUCACAUUGGUCCUGAUGAUUGGAUGGCUGAAACAGCCUUACACCAUAAAAGACCCUGGAGAGCGGUUCUUGCCCGUCGUCGGUGGAGAUAUGGUUUCAAUUCUGGUGGUUCACCAGAGUUUAAAGAUACUUUCUCAACCAAUCCACAGUUUCAUAUUCAUAUUCCCAAAAAUGGUCUCAAUAAAUGUCACGUUGUUGUCUCAGUUACUCAGCACUAUUUACCAAUUGGUUUAGCUGUUUAUGCGACUCAUCCAUUCACAAAAGCAGAAUUACAAUCUCAUCAUCAUCAUCACCACCAUCAUCAUCCUCAGCACCAUCAUCCAUAUCAUUAUUCACAACAAAAUCAACUAUUGAUGCAAUCAUCAGCUCCAUCACUUUCAACUUCAACCCAAUUAGCAUCUUCUCGUAAUCAAGGUUCACCAGUUAGUCUUUAUCCAAUUGGAUUCUGUGUCUAUGAGGUUCCACCGGGAAUGAAAAGAUUAACCUCAGCGUUUAUCGCUGCCCACCGUCCACUCGAUGUAACCGCGUUUACCUGUACAAGGGAAACGGUUACCUUUUUCACUCUUCCUCCAGGCGAUUUUAUAAUUGUCCCAAGUACAGAGAAACCUCAUUGUGAGACCAAAUUUUUACUACGAAUCUUAACCGAUGAACCAAGUACGAUUUGGGAAGUUAAUGAUGAUAACAUUAUUUUCACCGAUAUUUCAAUUCCCAAGGUUAUCGAAAACACUGGACAGAAUGGACAAAAUGUUCUAAAUCGUUUGAUCGCUAAGCUACCUAACGAAAUCGACGCCGCUUUGUUACUCAAAGUUCUAAAAGCUUAUUGGAAACCUCUUAAUAUCCUUUACGAUAAACCAUCAAUGGAGCUUUGUCGAUGUUUAAUUAUGCUAAAAGAUUCGACAAUUACUGGUAAAUUAAUCGUGACCGAAUCUUUGGCUUCCCUAUUGAAUAUGCUCCAUUUUUGGAGAACCAUUUUCACUAAACAUCAAUCAAAUUCUCAUCACAAAGUUUCAUCUUAUAAUUUUCGUUUGGUUCUCUGGGAAGCGGGAAUAUCAGUUUCGAAUAAAGUUCUAGAAUGUCUUGUAAUUCGAUUCACAAACAAUUGCGCUCUUCUCAACCUCGAAUCGUACCUACUUUCUCUAGUCAAGUUACACCUUGCCCAUGAUCGUUAUCGUAGUUUAGAGAGGAAAGGAAAGAAUCAAAAUUUAACAUUGGAAGAGAUGAUUCUGUUAACCACUUAUUCAUAAUCAUAGUUAUAAUAUAAAUUGUUCAAUAGAAAUUAAAUCUGUUAAAAUUUCUAAUUACUUUUCAUUGAUUAAUUUUUGUAAUAAUUUAAAUUAUAAUAAAAACAUUUUUCUAAAAACUAA